Molecule: messenger RNA, 1677 nt
Organism: Anopheles stephensi (Asian malaria mosquito)
Lineage: Eukaryota; Metazoa; Arthropoda; Insecta; Diptera; Culicidae
Product: UDP-glucosyltransferase 2-like
Exons: 2
Coding region: 103-1647 (514 amino acids)
Molecular function (GO): UDP-glycosyltransferase activity
Source: RefSeq, a predicted model, not a curated record
GCAAAUUGGCAGACGCCGUAGCGUGUGGACACUCUAUUAUAUGCUCAAUGACGGAGCAUUUGCUCAGAUGAGCGUGAAGUGCCCAGCGAGACUGUAGUGAGAAUGAAGAUCGCACAGGGCGUUGCUUGUGCUUUGGUGUUCCUGUGCUGCUGUUUUGCGCAGUUAGAAGCAUACAGAAUCCUGUGCAUUUACCCAAGCUCCGGCCGGUCACAUGUGAUCGUGGGACAGGCAUUACUGAAGGGAUUGGCAGAGCGUGGGCAUGAUGUCACAAUGGUCAGCCCGUAUAAACUCUCCAAACCGGUACCGAAUUACCGAGAGAUCGUUGUGCAAAAGGUAGACCUAGGACAGAUGACGAAGGAUUUUCUUCAGAAAAACCAAGGCAACUCGUUCGGUGGCAUUGUACACCUGUUCAAGAGUCAGUUCCAAACGGCCGAGAUGGCACUGCAAGACCCGAAGUUUCAAGCAAUCAAGAACGAGCACUUUGAUCUGGUGAUUGUUGGUUAUUUUGUGGCGGACUUCGUACUGGGACUUGGGCCGCAUUUUAACGCACCAACCGUGGUACUGUUUUCGGCCGGUAUGACAAAGCUGACGGCUGACUUCGUGGGCAACCCGAGAGCCAUCGCAACUGUCCCGCACAUCAUGGUCGGUGGAAAGGGUGCGAUGGAUUUUCUGGGUCGUGUCAAGAAUUUCCUGUUUUCCUGUGUCGAAAAUGUCAUCGGUGAGGUUUCGGAGUACGUGCAGACUUCGUACUACGAUCGUCAUUUCCCGUCCGAUCGGUACCCACCGUUCAAGGACGUGCGUCGCAACGUUUCGCUUGUGCUGCUCAACACGCAUUUCUCGCAGGCAACGCCACGGCCGUACCUGCCAAAUAUGGUCGAGGUAGGCGGGCUACAGAUCAAAGCCAAACCAGACCCACUGCCCGAGGACAUUCGCGAGUGGCUCGAUGGAGCGGAGCACGGUGUCGUUUACUUUUGUCUCGGGUCAAAUUUGAAAUCCGCCGACCUUCCGCAGGCGAAGCUGGAUGCGAUUCUGAAGACCUUUGCACAACUGAAACAGCGUGUGCUGUGGAAGUGGGAGAGCGAUAGCAUUCCGAACGCGCCUCCGAAUGUACUUUCGAAAGCGUGGUUGCCGCAGGACGAUGUGCUUGCCCAUCCGAACGUAAAGCUGUUCAUCUCUCACGGCGGUCUGGGUGGUAUGGCAGAGGCCAAGUAUCAUGGAGUGCCGGUGCUGGGUAUUCCCAUCUUUGCCGAACAGUUCCAGAACAUUCAAUCCAUGGUGGAGGAAGGCAUUGCGCUGCGGUUAGACUACCAGGAGCUGGACGAGCGAUCAUUUUCGCGUGCCGUCAACAUUAUGGUGCGGGAGCAUCGAUUCGCCGAGCAGGCGAAGACUAUUUCGGCCCUGUUCCGCGACAGGCCUCAGAGCGCCAUGGAUCUGGCUUGCUAUUGGGUGGAGUAUGUGGCACGGCACCGUGGAGCACCGCAGCUGCACUACCCUGGUGCGGAUAUGAACUAUUUCCAGCGCGAAUCUCUGGAUGUAAUUGCUUUUCUAAUAGUCGUCCUUUAUGUUAUUGUGAAAGUGGUAAAGUUUGUAAUCGUAUUCGCGUUUCGAAAGAUGUGCAAAUCGUCUCGAAAGACAAAGGUGCAAUAAAUAAGGGUGGAAUUUGUCACGCGCAAGAUA